AUGCGUGCCCUGGCACACAUCUGCAUGGCGUUGCCGUGCGCCUGUGGCGGGGCGCGGCGCGGAGGUCCGUGGCAUGUCAUGUCACUCAAGAACUCCAUCAUGAUCCCCAGACCACAUUCCGGGUUAUCCACCCGUACCCAUCCCAUGGCCAUGCCGUCGCACUGGCCGCGCACGCUGCUCGCAGCGAUAACCAUGUUGCUACUUGUUUUCACUGCCGAUGGUGCUCUGGCGCAUGCCAUCGCCGAGGGCGACAAGGGUUACAUCCAAGAGAUAUCAGGGGUAAAUCUGAUCGCCUUCGCUUACCUGGGCGCCAAGCACAUGGCCACCGGGUAUGACCACAUUCUGUUCCUGCUGGGCGUGAUCUUCUUCCUUUACCGGAUGAAGCAUGUCGCGCUGUACGUCACCCUGUUUGCCAUCGGUCAUUCCACGACGAUGCUGCUGGGUGUGCUCUUCAAUGUGGGCAUCAACAGCUAUCUCAUCGAUGCGAUCAUCGGCUUGUCAGUGGUCUACAAGGCGCUGGACAACCUCGGUGCCUACCAGCGUUGGUUCGGCUUCCAGCCCAAUACCAAGGUCGCGACACUGGUGUUCGGACUGUUCCAUGGCUUUGGCCUGUCCACCAAGAUCAUCGAGUACGACAUCUCCCCCGAUGGUCUUCUUCCGAACCUGCUCGCCUUCAACGUCGGGGUGGAAAUGGGGCAGAUGCUUGCCCUGGGCGCCAUCCUGAUUGUGAUGGGCUACUGGCGCCGCACCGCCAGCUUCUUCAAGCACGCCUACUUCGCCAACGCGGCAAUGCUCUGCGCAGGUUUCGUCCUGAUCGGCAUGCAGCUGACCGGCUACGCCAUUUCCUGA
Molecule: messenger RNA, 849 nt
Organism: Anisakis simplex (herring worm)
Lineage: Eukaryota; Metazoa; Nematoda; Chromadorea; Rhabditida; Anisakidae
Source: the annotation of a GenBank genome assembly